Theileria orientalis strain Shintoku is the source of this 1653-nucleotide messenger RNA. RefSeq lists its product as hypothetical. The record is from RefSeq and is a predicted model, not a curated record. The transcript has 3 exons. NCBI's taxonomy places the organism in Eukaryota, Apicomplexa, Aconoidasida, Piroplasmida, Theileriidae. The coding region runs from base 1 to 1653 and encodes 550 amino acids.
AUGGAAAAUGAAUAUAAAAAUAAAAAUAAAGAAAACAAAAAGGGAUUGAGAUGGGGAGAAGAGUAUGAAGAUACAGAGGAAGUGAAUUCAGAUAAAGAAUCAGAAACUCAAUUAGAGCUGAAUGUGAAAAUAAACAAAAUUAAAAAUUAUGUUACAACUAUGGAAAACGAAAGUUCGUCGAUAAAUGAAGCAGAUUCCGUGAGGGACGAUUCAAACAAAGUAUCAACCGUAGAAUCGUAUUUAUCAGAUACCUCAGCCUCAAAUUAUAUAAAUCCCAAAUCAACAAGUGAAGGAUCAGAGGAUAAAGUGAACCUUCUACAAGGAUAUUUAGAUUCUAACGUAUCGGAAAUAAAAAAGGAAUUUGCGGAAUUGAGCCCACAAACAUUGAAAUAUAGUUCAAUAGAAAGUAAAUUAGAGAAGUACAAUCAGCAAAAAAGAGAGGAUAGAUAUAGUACAUAUAGAAUGAGUUCAAGAACCGUGAUAAGCGACGAGGAAUCUAAAGAUAGCCUGGAUAGGCUAUGGAACAUGAAAACGUUUAUGCACGACAUGAAAACGGAGUACAGCCGCCAGAGAGAAGAAGGAGGAGUGGAUUACGGCGACGAGUUCAAGAGCGCAUACGUAAAUAACAUGGACACCAAUAGGCUGGACCAGUCAGUGCUUGAGUCGAAGAGCAUGGAGCAAACAGAUCUCGCAGUCGAAUACUACAAGUUCGAGUUGGAGAAGAUGGAUAAAAUAGUGAAGGUGUUGAAGAGCCAGCUGACGGAGAGAGACCAGAAGAUAUCUCUGUUAUCUGAGAAGGUCCUGGAGUACGACCAGUGGAGGUCGGAGUUGGACCCGAACAGACAAGCAUCAGUAGUGCAGUACAAGGCGGAGAACGAGGCGUUCGUGGCAGUAAACUUUGCAAAGUUGCAAGCUCAAGUCGACGAAAACGAACGACUAACACAAAGACUGAUGAAGAUGGAGGAAACACACAGAGACAAGGAUGAUGAGAUAAGGGGAUUGCGGGAGAAAAUCCUGGAAAACGAAGUCUCGUCAGCAAGGUUCGACAGAGAGCUGAAAUCGCUAGAAAUUGAUAAGCAAAUGCUUAAAAACUCAAUUGACUCAAUGGAGAAGACGUUUCGACAGCGUGAGCUCCAGAUGAAGCUGAACCUUGACAUGGAGUAUCAGAACCAGCUGUCGAACAUUCUGAAGGAGCAGGAGCAGCUGAUGAGUCUGGUGGCCGACAAGGACAGCGAGAUAGAGAAAUGCAAGGAGCUGCUGAGGACGGCGAGGCACGAGUGCUCACAACUACUCAACUCGAUUGUGAGACUGAAGGAAGUGCUUAUAAAAAAAAAUCAAGAAAUCGACCACUACAAAAACAAAGUAUUAGAAUUAGAGUCGAGUCUUAUCGCAAACGACAAAACCUCAGAGUUGAAGAUAUCAAGAGAUACGCAGUCAAAGUUAAGAGAUAAAAUUAGGAAACUGGAACAGAAGUUAGAAAUGUACGAAGAGUCGACUAAAGUAACCAGUCAAAUGAAGGAGGAAAACCUAUACCUGAGGGCGAAAUUGGACAAACUACAAAACGUCGAUAUGAGGGACAGAAUUUCCCAAAGCGUCAUUGAGUUGGGAAACCAAAUGAUGCCACUGUCACUAGCGAACCUGAGGGACUCAUAA